This is a messenger RNA of Orbicella faveolata, 627 nucleotides long. Its product is annotated as translocon-associated protein subunit delta-like. The record is from RefSeq and is a predicted model, not a curated record. Gene Ontology annotation, cellular component: endomembrane system; membrane; endoplasmic reticulum. NCBI's taxonomy places the organism in Eukaryota, Metazoa, Cnidaria, Anthozoa, Scleractinia, Merulinidae.
UACUAUUCUUUCUCUUCUAGCGUGGACGCGGCACAAGAUGGCGGCGUUGUGCGUGUUUCUCGCAGUUUUAGCUCUUUUUGCACCUCUAAAUACUCUUGGUGAUACUUGUGUUGGAGCUAAGCCCACACCAGAAAUCUACUCCACAAGGAACAUUUUGCUGUCUUCAGAAAGUGUAUUUAUUGUUGAAUUUUCCCUCAAAUGCGACAAUAAUGCUAAGGAGUUAAACUUGUAUGCUGAAGUGAAUGGGCGAGUUUUACCUGUAACAAGAUCCACAGAUGAUGCAAAAUUCCAGGUCAGCUGGGCAGAGGAACACAAAGAAGCCAAAGCUGGUAUCUACAAAUUGAGUUUUUAUGAUGAUGAAGGAUAUGCUGCCUACAGAAAGGCACAAAGAAGUGGUACAGUAAGUGAGGCAAAGGCUUUGUUCACAAUUGACGUCAACCAUCCGGGUGCUGGUCGUGAGGGACUUUACGUUCAAACUGAGUUCAUUGCCGUUGUAGCAGCAUUGUUGAUAUGGUGGAGUGCCAACAAUGUGAAAAGCAAACUACAAGAAUCAUAAAUAACACAUUUUUAAACUUAUCAUGUCUAGAACACCUUUGUAUUUAAUAAAAUUGAAUGCAAAAACAUGAA